Molecule: messenger RNA, 513 nt
Organism: Neolamprologus brichardi
Lineage: Eukaryota; Metazoa; Chordata; Actinopteri; Cichliformes; Cichlidae
Source: RefSeq, a predicted model, not a curated record
UCUAUCUGUUAACCUUUGUGUACAUUUGUGGUUUUAGCUGAGGAUAAAAGUCCAGCUCGAGUGUGCUCAUCUCCAUUUUUGCUGUUCGUUGCAUUGACAUAAAACCAAAACAUGAAGGCUUAUCUGCUCUUGCUUCUACUGAUACCUCUCUGCUCAGCUGAGCAGUUUUACAUCGAGUGUUAUGGUCAGGACUUCCUGAUGGUCAACAACCAGCUGCUGCAGUGCACCGGCAAAGUCCAACAAGCUUGUUACACCAGAGAUAAUGGAGAUAAAGGGUGCACGCGGCUGGAGUUCUGCUCUCGACCUGGCUGGACCUGCUGUCACACCAACCGCUGCAAUGCCUGAGCCAAUCACAGACCAGGAAACUGACAUCAUCACACCACACGAUGUGAAACAAAGCUGUCCAGCAGAGUUCAAAUAAAACAGUGUGCCAUAUAUCUGAGCUCAGUGUUUAAAAAUCAAUAUUUAGUUCUCUGACCUGUAACAUCCCUGAAAUAAAAUCUGUGAAAUCAC